Trichechus manatus latirostris (Florida manatee) is the source of this 732-nucleotide messenger RNA. RefSeq names its product peptidyl-prolyl cis-trans isomerase E. The coding region runs from base 78 to 395 and encodes 105 amino acids. Lineage: Eukaryota; Metazoa; Chordata; Mammalia; Sirenia; Trichechidae. Gene Ontology annotation, cellular component: intracellular membrane-bounded organelle. Gene Ontology annotation, molecular function: peptidyl-prolyl cis-trans isomerase activity. The record is from RefSeq and is a predicted model, not a curated record. The transcript is spliced from 3 exons. Gene Ontology annotation, biological process: protein peptidyl-prolyl isomerization.
AUUUCCGCUGCCUGUGCACCCAUGAAAAGGGCUUUGGCUUCAAGGGAAGCAGCUUCCACCGCAUCAUCCCCCAGUUCAUGUGCCAGGGCGGCGACUUCACGAACCACAACGGCACGGGGGGCAAGUCCAUCUACGGCAAGAAGUUUGAUGAUGAAAACUUUAUCCUCAAACACACGGGACCAGGCCUUCUCUCCAUGGCCAACUCCGGCCCAAACACCAACGGCUCCCAGUUCUUCCUGACGUGUGACAAGACAGACUGGCUGGAUGGCAAGCACGUGGUGUUUGGGGAGGUCACCGAAGGCCUGGAUGUCUUGCGGCAGAUUGAGGCCCAGGGCAGCAAGGACGGGAAGCCAAAGCAGAAAGUGAUCAUCGCUGACUGUGGAGAGUAUGUGUGAUCUGGCUCUUUCUCUGCUCUGCCCUCUCUCUGCUCCUGCCCGUGUGUCCAGGGGAACCAGCAGGGGGUCCCUGAGGGUGUCCCUUUGAAGAAGCAGUGUUUGUACCAGGAGACCUUCCUUGGUGACCAUUGGAGAAGCCCCUCUGCAGGCACGGUGGGGACUUCCUUUGGGCUCCUCCCAGAGCGUGGCUGUGGGCACGGAGCCAGCGCAGGUGCCUGCCCGCCCCACUGUGGAUGGUCCGUGGAUGGUCACCAGCUUCACCAGGCCUUUGCUGCCGGGACCUCUCCUGGGCCUGCUGGGACGUUUUCUUCUGGUGAAAGAAAUCCUAGUUUUUGUA